Molecule: messenger RNA, 1032 nt
Organism: Closterium sp. Naga37s-1
Lineage: Eukaryota; Viridiplantae; Streptophyta; Zygnematophyceae; Desmidiales; Closteriaceae
Source: the annotation of a GenBank genome assembly
AUGCCACGCUGCUCGCCCUCAUGCUGCUGCUCGACUCCCUCUGGCUCGCCCUCUUCGCCCCCCACAUCUGGUGCCCUCUCUCUCCACCCCCUCACAUGCAUCACCACCUUCCUCACAUGCAUGGCCACCUUCCUCACAUGCAUGGUCACCUUCCUCACAUGCAUGGCCACCUUCCUCACAUCCAUGGCCACCUUCCUCACAUGCAUCACCACCUUCCUCACAUGCAUGGCCACCUUCCUCGCAUGCAUGGCCGCCUUCCUCACAUGCAUGGCCACCUUCCUCACAUGCAUGGCCACCUUCCUCACAUGCAUGGCCACCUUCCUCACAUGCAUGGCCACCUUCCUCACAUGCAUGGCCACCUUCCUCACAUGCAUGGCCACCUUCCCCUCUCAAUCUACCCGCCCCCGAGCUCUCUCCCUCGUGUGCCCUUUGCAUGCCUGCCUCGUGAUUAUGCUGGGCCUGCCCUCCCUCCCUCACCUCUCCCUCCUUUCCCUCUCCCAAACCCCACUCCACUGCACGGCACCGCACAGGAGCACGGAGCUAACGUCGCCGUGGAGGCAGCAGCCACUGGUGGCGCUGGCAGUGCUGCUGGAGCUCACGUGCCACUCCCUCACCUUCGCCCUGCGCCUCCUCUCCGCCCUGCUCUGGCUUCAGGUCAUUCUUCUUGUUCCUUCAGGUGCUCGUCCUGCUGCUUUCAGGGGGGGCACAGCCGUGCCCAGCUCCGAGGUCCACGCCUACCUCCCUGCCUACGACAGCCUCGGCCCGUACCACGCCGCAGCCUCGGCGACGCCGGACCUGAGUCACACGGCGGGGCGGGAGCGGGCGGUGAGCGAUGAGUUUCUGGGCAGCUCCAUCUUCCACCCGUCGGCCUUCGCCACGCUCUUCCAGUCUGACCACCUCCUCAACUACCUCUCUGAGCUUCCCAACUACCUCUGUGAGGACGGCAGCAGCAGUGCGCCCAACAGCCUGGACAGCAGCUAUGGGGCGCAGCCCGUGGUGGCAGGGGGGGACGACAAUGAGGUGCGUGGGUGA